Messenger RNA from Rhizoctonia solani, 912 nucleotides. RefSeq lists its product as uncharacterized. Bases 1 to 912 code for a protein of 303 amino acids. NCBI's taxonomy places the organism in Eukaryota, Fungi, Basidiomycota, Agaricomycetes, Cantharellales, Ceratobasidiaceae. The transcript is spliced from 2 exons. The record is from RefSeq and is a predicted model, not a curated record.
AUGGUGCCCGAUUCUCUCAAAUUCAACUGCAUUAUUAUGACCGCUUCUAUCGACCGUAUUCUAUGGAGUUGGGAUACUACGAGACUAGUCUCAUUGCUCUAUCAAUGUCUAUGGGUUGUCAUUUGCAUUAUCGCGCUCGGAUUUCCUAAUAAAUACUUGGAGCGCCUUACGUACUUUAGGGACGUUGCUUCCAACUCUGACAUACAAGCAUGGUCGCAACCAAAGACGUUCUCGGAUAGGGGAGAUGCCAAUAGUACUAAAACAAUGCGCCAAAAGCAACAGGAAGAAUGGGACAGACUGAACAUCGCAAUGUCCGUUAUUACAGCGACUAGUGCCACUGCGCUGGCUAUUCAAGAAACCGGACCCGAUCCAAACAGCAUAUAUUGGGUUGUAACAGCAUUUUACAGUGGGGCAUUAGGGAUGUCGCUCCAAGGCCUUAUCAUUAUUACCUACAUGACUAUCUCUGCUGGAGGAUCAUCCGAUGAGCUCAUUGGUCGUUUAGCCGUAGGUAAAUUGUUUAAAGGGCAGCCAGUUCGUCCUGUUGCAUUUGUAAUGGCGCUCCCGGCUAUCCUGGCCACUUAUUCGUCAUUUGCAUCCCUAUCAGGGCUAGUGGCCAUGAUCGUUCAUGGACCAGGAGAGAGCUUGACGAUUCGUAACGGAGAGUACAUUGCAGUUGCAAUUAUUCCGAAUGCUAUCACCUUCCUCUUCCUGGUGUUCACUGUGGCCAUGUGCGAGUGUGCCACGUACAUAGAAGGUCGUGAGCGGCGAAAGCGGGUGGAGCUUGCACCGGAGAUUACACCUAUCAUGCGCAUAUCUGGCAGCCCAAGCGGAUACGACGAGGAGCGACUGCCACUGAUCAAUAAGGCCAAUGUAGAGUCUAGUGCGGUUGGGUCAGGGUAUCUGUCGUGGUAA